Vicia villosa (hairy vetch) is the source of this 1184-nucleotide messenger RNA. RefSeq lists its product as uncharacterized. The transcript is spliced from 7 exons. NCBI's taxonomy places the organism in Eukaryota, Viridiplantae, Streptophyta, Magnoliopsida, Fabales, Fabaceae. Bases 187 to 927 code for a protein of 246 amino acids. The record is from RefSeq and is a predicted model, not a curated record. Gene Ontology annotation, molecular function: nucleic acid binding.
UACUUGCAUUGCAAGAACACAAGAAUAUUCUCCGCCGAAGAAAAAAAAAUACCUCUAGUUUACUUAUUAUCUGCAUUCGUCAUUUUUGUGUUAUACCAAAUUCCAUUCAAUUCAAUUUCAAUCCUCUCUUAGAUAGAUCCCGCUUCGUUAGAUCCACUUUCUUCCCCAAUCAUCAUCAUCAUCAUCAUGGUUCUUCACAGAGAUCUCGACCUUCUCCUUUCCUCCCAUUUAAUCAACAAUCCCAGAGGUGAUGGUGCGAAAUUCAAUGCGAAUUCAAUUGAGAAGAAGAUAGAGUUCCUUGAAAGCUUUACUGGAAAGGUCACAAAUAGAAGAUCUCGUAGGUGGUUGAAUGAUCGUCUCUUGAUGGAACUCGUACCGCGUUUGAAUGCCGAAGAAAUUAGAGGCUUGUUUGCUCCUCCACCUUUCGGUGAUGAAGUUCCACCUUCAACAUUUUCCUUGACUAAUGUGGAGGAGUGGGACAGGUUCAGGAAUAUAGACAUGGACAAAGAGGUUAAUAUAAUUCAUGCCCUUGAAAAUUCUUUAGAAAAGAAGGAAGGUCACAUUGACGCUGACAAGCUGGCAGUGUUGAAUGGUUGGCGUAGAGUUGGUUGUAGAACAAGAGAGGCACUUCGCCGCAGCUCUCUUUUUGAACUCCUAGAUGGUUAUGAGGAAUGUCUACGGGCCUUCAUAACUGAAAGCACAGAUGGAGAUGUUCUUGAACUAAGAAUCAAGGAUCCUUUUCAUAGACUGUUGCUGCAUGGAGUAUGCGAGUUCUACAAUCUGGCAUCAGACACGGUGUCGGAUAUGAAUGGCGGCGUGGAGACGUCCAAGGCGACUAUGAUAAAGAAAAAGAAAAGGGGUUCUCCUGAACUCCCAAAGAUCACUCUGUCUCAUUUCCUGAGAAUGUCCAAGGAGGGAAGUUGGUAGUUUGUUCGGGCAGAACUGCUGUCCAUUGUCCAUACAAUAAAACCUUAACAUUAUUGGAGAUUAUAGUCUCUGCCUCUGUACCAUGUUCACAAUCUUGUUUAGUUUAUUUUCCUAAAUAUUACUGUAAAUUAGUUCUCCAACCUGUAUUUUUAGUUGGUUGAUACCAUCAGUCAACAAUAAAAUGUUGGUUGUUGGCUUACAUUGUUGUAUCUUAUGAAAUAAGAUUUUUAUAUUUAUCACAAGUUUCGAUUAUCAAA